AUGAAUUUCGAUGAUCCAUAAUUUAAAUUAUUGAAUAUUGAGGAAGAUUAUGAUGUUUAGAAUAAAUAAUAAAGUAAUGAUAUAAAUCUAGAGCCAUGGAAUGGGAAUUCUGAUAAAGUAUAUAUAGGAAAGAAUCAACUAAAAUUGCCAAAAAAUAUUAACAAUAAAGUAAAGAUUCCAUUAAGAUCAACAACAUAAUAACGAAGACGUUCAAUAGAAAAUUUUUAUGCAUCUCAUUAAGAAAGUUGUCCAAAAAUAGAGACAAAGACUCCUACUUAAUCAUUUUAGAUGAUGAUUUUAUCUCCUCGAAAAAAUUCAACUCAUCAAUAUAAACAAAGUUGCUUAAAAAUGAUGUUCAAAAGAUAAAUCUAAUCAAAUUCAAUAACUUGGGCUGACUAUUAUAAACUUAUUUAAAGAAAUCAUAACCAAUAGGUUGUGAAUUAUAACCUUGUAGGUUACAAUAUAUAACCAUUAAAGUUAGAGGAUAGAUAAUGUUUAUUCAAUAAAUUUAGAAUUAAAAUAAAAUAAAAUCUUAAAAACAAAACUGAUUGUUGA
This is a messenger RNA of Paramecium sonneborni, 555 nucleotides long. NCBI's taxonomy places the organism in Eukaryota, Ciliophora, Oligohymenophorea, Peniculida, Parameciidae. The record is from the annotation of a GenBank genome assembly.